CUCACCAUGUGAUUGCCGCGGGCCGCGACCGACCGCUCACGUGGCCAACACGCGCCAACCUACGAAUUUCGAAUUUUUAAACCACCAUUUUCGAAUUCGAAUAUUUUUUUUGUUCAAAUUACUUUUCUGACAGUGAUCGUGUUUUGAUAUUUUUUAAUCGAGUGUUUUUUUUUCUUUAUGAGUGUAUUUGAUAUUUUUAUUAUUUGUUUCAAUUUAACGAAAAGUGCGACUUUGUGAAUUAAGAUUUUAUUUCUUUUUUUUAUUUUAAAUUGAUAAAGUUAUUAACUGCAGUAAAAUUGAGUAUACCAAUCCGGAGGUAAUCACAUAUUGGUCAGGCAAUUUCCUAUACCAUCAAUAAUAACGGGGCAAGUAAACAAUAACAUUAUUUGAUGUUAGAUAGAGACAAACGUGUACAGAAGAGCGAGACAAAAGAAUAUCAUCGAUCUAAGAAAAUAGAAUUCUCAUACGAAAUGUAAUGGAGGUACAAUAAUCGUGUAAAAGUUCACGAUAGUUGCCCAACGUGAGGCGGUAACAAAACGAUAACGCCAGCCUAUAUAGGUCUUGAACAAAUCGAUUUUUGUAUACUUACAGUACUGAAAUUAGAGGUUCGUAUAAUCUGGUCGGUUAUAGCGGUCAUCUUGGUCGGUAGAUAAUGAUCCGUCGAUGAUUUACGCCGCGUUAAACCGACAAUGGCACGAGAUAACCCCGGGCAGUGCACAAUGUGACCAAUUAGCAAACUAGGAACGCUUGCCACAAUGACUAAAAUGAAUGGGAUCAACUUGGCAGAGAUGACGGAACGAGACCUUACCGUCGAAGACAUAUUUAACGAGAACUUCAAUUUGAAACGAAAGAAACCUCAAUACGAUUACGAAGACGCUAAAAAAUCAAACUUAGUUGAAGAAUCUGAUCCUUUAAAAUACCGCAAUAACAAUAACGUAAUCGAUAAAGAUGAAUCGCCUCAGAAGAAGAGGAAAUCGAGAAGUUUUGGUGACAAUUACGAUAUCGAUAAGAUUGUGGAAUCGAAUAUGAUAAUCGAUAAGGAAUCGAGUAAAGUGAGACUGGAGAUGAGGGAGUGUGGAGAUAGUUUGGAGUAUAAGACGAAUGGACAUGAUAUUGGAGUUACAGAGGAAGGUGACUAUGGAUUGAAAGAUGGUAAUGGUGUUAGGAUCAAUAAUGAAGAUAAGAUUAUGGAUAACGACGAAGAUUAUCGCCUGAAUGGACAUGAAGAACAUGCAAAUGAUGAGCGGCUGGGCAGCGGCGGGCUGGGUCUGGGCGGCGGCGGGUUCCGCGGCGGCGCACAGCCCUCCCUCGCAGACUUCCAGCCGCCGUACUUCCCCCCGCCCUUCGCCCCCGCACCACACCCCGCCAGCCCUCAUCAUCAACAACAGCAGAGCCAUGGCAUGGAGUACGGCGGCGGCGGCGGCGGCACGGCGGAGUACGCGCAGCACUACGCGCCGCAGCAGCUGCUCCCGCGCCACCACGCGCACCACGAGCCGCACGCGCACCUCCGCCACCACAGGGACCACCAUGAUAUACAUGCGCACCAUUUAUCACACGGAGGAUUUAGUUAUGGUGGCGGCGAGAGGCGAGCAGACUAUGGUGCUCGGGAACAACAUGAGUUGGCCCUACACCAUGCGCUACACUCCACGGAAGAAACGCCGAACGCUGGUAUGGACGACACCACGGGAUUCAUGACGGAUCUUCCUUUAUUAAAAACAAUGAAAGGUCGUGACGGGCUCGGCGGAACAGGUUCCUGUGCACCGAACGACGUGUUCUGCUCAGUCCCUGGUCGACUGUCACUACUGUCAUCCACCAGCAAGUACAAAGUGACUGUAGCCGAGGUGCAGAGAAGGUUAUCGCCUCCUGAAUGCCUCAACGCUUCUCUUUUAGGUGGAGUUUUAAGGAGAGCAAAGAGCAAAAAUGGCGGGAGAUUGCUGCGUGAGAAAUUGGAAAAGAUCGGCCUGAACUUACCAGCGGGGCGGCGGAAAGCUGCCAACGUCACACUCCUUACGUCCUUAGUUGAAGCGGAAGCAGUGCACUUAGCCCGCGACUUCGGCUACGUGUGUGAGACGGAGUUCCCAGCGCGUGCACUCGCCGAGUACCUCGCGCGGCAGUACGCGGAGCACGACUCGAGGCGUAGAAGGGACCUGCUACAGGCGACUAAACAGGUUAUAAAGGAGCUGAUGGACUUGUUGAAUCAGGACCGAUCACCACUCUGCAAUACCAGGCCACCACACUUACUAGAGCCGGCAAUACAGCGUCAUCUAACACAUUUCUCACUCAUCUCACACGGGUUUGGAGGUCCAGCUAUAGUGGCCGCGCUCACAGCUAUACAGAACUUCCUCAACGAAUCUCUCAAGCAUUUAGACAAGUUAUAUCCUCAAAGCGGCAUGGUGUCAUCGUCGAUGGAUAAAACAAAAAUGGACCCUGACAUCAAGAAGUAACAAAUGCGUUACAGCAAUGACGACGGUCUCAUUAAAAAAACUCGCGACGAGAACAAACCUCUCGCGUACUGUUCAAGUAACAGACGAAAAAUGAAUCUAAACAUAAAAGUACUGAAUUUGACUCUUGCCUUCAAAUCAGCGCUGUCAUCGAUUGUCAAAGUCAUUAUGUAUGCACUCUAAGGCAGAGACGUGCCAAUCAUACAGCCAAGGCAUAAUGAUUUUAUCUCUAACUGCCAUAAAAUGUUCGCGCAGAACAUCUUUGGAGAUUGCGUAUUUAUUUUUAUGACGAUCUUCGUUAGAGGCGACCCGCAUACAAAUAAAGUGCAAUUAUAAUACUCAUGAUUGUGAGAAUCUGUACAUAUAGCCUAGAAUUAAAACUAGUGUUUAAUUUAAGCAUUUAUAGCGAAUAAUUUUCAGCUCAACCAACAGUGAUUUUUGUAACUGCAAAAGAAUAUUUUUAAUAAGAAAAUAAAUAUUUCACAUCCACCGCAAUAAAGACACAUAUCAAUAAUGUAAAUAGUAAUAAUUAUAGAACGAAAGUUUUAUCGUUUCUCACAAAAGUUUCAUACUGUUUUAGAUUAAAAAGAAAAUAAUAAAAACCUCUUUAGUUUUUAAUUAGGGUAUAGUUUUGCUAGCGACUCAAUGUGAAAGUGUGCCAAUUAGUUUUAAUUAAGGAAACACCAUAACGGGUUCCCGGAAAUUAAGUAUUUAAUUAAUAUUUAUUGUGGCUUGUACAUAAUACUUAUAAAAAUUACUAUUCACUUGCCUAUAAUUAGUUUUUUUUCUAAAAUUAUUCUAGUAUUCGACAUCUGUCUCUUACUCCAAUUAAUUGUAUUUAGUAUCUAAAGUUAAUUUUAUUGCGUGAUAUUGUAAGUGUGAUCCUUCAUUCAAUUUUGUUUAUAUUAAAAUGGAGGUGGUCUAAACAGAAAAAGCUUUGAAAUACCACGUACAUGCAGCCAAUUUCGAUGCACAUUCAAUUUCGAUCCAAAUCCAUCGGUGAUUUGCUUAUUCGACGUAAAAUUUUAAAACAUUUAUAUUGAACUUAUGUCAAAAUUCUAUUUCUGUUUGCGGAAAUCUAUCGACAGACAUUGAAACUGGCUGCAAGACCACCUCCACAUUUUGUUUAUCAAUCGACAAACAACAAUUUGUACACAUCAGAUUAAUUAUCCUGUCAUACGAAAAAUAUAUCAUUUCUUUGUAAAUAAUGUGUUUAAUAAAUCCAUUUUCCCUUCAGUUUUAUUGCUAAGGAUUCAGACUCACCGAAACAAGAACCAAAAAGGUUUGAAACAAAAACAUUUCCGUCUCUGUCGCACGGUGUCUCUGUCUAUUUAGCACUUCAUUCUUUUAAUCAUCUGUGCUGUGUUGUAAAGAGCUGUUUAAAAAAGUUUGAAAUUCAAACAUAUGAAUUCCAUAGUAAAUUAUUUUUGUAAAAAGAAUACUACUACUAUAUUUUUUUACGCGAAAUUGAAUUAUUUGAAAUUAAAUCGCUGACAGAGUAAAUAAACCUAAGAUAAUUUUAAUUCUGACCAUUUUAUUGACACUGAAAUUAAAUGCCAUUUUACAAAUAUUAGGCAAAUUAUUAAAACUGAUACAAAUUUAAACAACAGAUUCUUAAAAUGUGUCAAUAAAUGUGUGCCUCUGUCCCAGUUGUCUGUUCCAUCUUUGCUUCAAUACUUUCAACGUUAUGUGGUAGUGAUAGGGAUCAUUAUUCUAUGUCAAAUAAGAACAUUCUUAAGCCUUUUUGUAAAGAACUGAAAAUUUUAUUCAAUCUUAUCAAUUAAAAUUAAUGGUACUCUGCACUUUAUGGUAAGUUUUUAAUAUUGUCUUAAUUUGAUAU
Spodoptera litura is the source of this 4281-nucleotide messenger RNA. The record is from RefSeq and is a predicted model, not a curated record. Lineage: Eukaryota; Metazoa; Arthropoda; Insecta; Lepidoptera; Noctuidae.